GUGUGUUCAGGUGAAACAUGAGCUGUGAAUGAGUCAGGAGAGGGUUAACUUCCUGGCCCCUCUCCCUGCGGCUCAGCCUGUCAUGAAACCUGUUUCUACUCGCCUGAACAUUUCUGAUUUCACAAAGAGUCUUCACAUCUCUCUGUCGGCUCGACGUCUCGCCAUGUUCAGAUCCCUCUGCAGGUUUGGUGUCCGCUGCUCUCGGCCUGCAGGAGUCAGAAUCUACACGUCCAGUUGGGUCUGGUCUGCGUGCGGCGUGUCCAGUUACAGCAGCCAAGCUCCAUCUGAAGAUGUGUCUGUGCGUUACAGCCUCGGCCGGCUGGUCCUCUCUCUGCGCCUCCCCACAGGUCAGCAGCGUCGUUUCACUCUGACACCCAUGUUGACCACGGUCGGUGACCUGCUGCAUGACAUCAAAGCAAAGGACCCCGGGGUGCACACCGCCACCCUGCUCAACAGAGACGGACAGAGAAUCUCUUCAUGCACCUUCAUGGAAACUGUUCUGAUAGAAGAUUUUCAGCUGGUGAUCAAUGACGUCACGCACAACGUCCGCUCGCUUGGACAAGGUUCGUCUCAUGAACACGUGCUGGGUGUGGACGACAUGAAGUACGUGGUCCAUCUGCUGCACUCGGCUCUGACUCUUCCUCAGCAGCAGCACAUCAAACACACAGAGCUGCUGAUCAGACAGGAGCAGCUCAGGGAGCAGCUGCAGCCGCUCGAGACGGUGCAAAUCAAGUUAGCGAAGGCGGCGGACAAGAGAGCAUGGAUACUGGGGUGGGCGGGGCUUGCCUACCUGUCGCUGCAGGGAGGAUUCCUGGGUUACCUCACCUGGUACGUGUUCGCCUGGGACGUGAUGGAACCAGUCACCUACUUCAUCUCCUACACCACCAGCAUGAUCUUCUUAGCCUACUACAUCCUCACCAAACAGGACUUCCUGUAUACGCAAGCGAGGGAUCGUCAGUUCCUUCACCUCUUCCACCAGCGAGCACAUGGACAGAAGUUCAAUGUUCAAAAAUACAACGAGCUCAAAGACGAGCUGGCAAAGGUGGAGAGUGAUCUGAGGAGUUUGAGAUCUGCCAUUCGGCGGCAGGUGGCUCAGCCUCAGAGAGCCGCCUGACAUUUUUACUUUGGUCUUUUUUUGUGACAUUAAAUGUAAAUUUUGCACAUUUUUUUGUACGAACUGUCUCUAGAAAAACAAGGUUCUUUGUAGCACAAGCUUCGUUCAGUUGUAUGUAUGACUGACAGAAAAAUAAAAAACUACAUUUUCUAAGUUUA
Molecule: messenger RNA, 1272 nt
Organism: Epinephelus lanceolatus (giant grouper)
Lineage: Eukaryota; Metazoa; Chordata; Actinopteri; Perciformes; Serranidae
Product: calcium uniporter protein, mitochondrial-like
Biological process (GO): calcium import into the mitochondrion; mitochondrial calcium ion homeostasis
Cellular component (GO): uniplex complex
Molecular function (GO): calcium channel inhibitor activity
Source: RefSeq, a predicted model, not a curated record